GAAAGCGCUGAAAAUCUUGGUUGAGAGACGAGGCGAAUUCAGAGACUUGCAGAGACUUUUGAGCUGAAACUGAUUCUUCAAGAAGCCCUGAGGAUUUCUGAGAGGAGACUUUCUUUCCAGGACGACAUCGGAGGAUAUUUUCUUUGAAAAGAAUAUAUAAUUAUUUUAAUCGUUCAGAUUACUUGUUAAGACGCUUAUUUUAUUGCUCUUUUGUCAUUUCUGUUUUAGUUUGUGUAUUUUUCUACUUGUUUGUUUGACAUUUCAGUUGUCUUUUAUUGAUUUGUCAUUAUAUUUUCUCUUGUUUGUAUUUUCUCUUGUGGUGGAGUUUUGCAGGACGGUCUUCAUGGCGCAAAUGGCUGAAAGAGGAAGCCGCUCCAGAUCCAGGAGUGCAGCUUUCACCCAGACAGCAGUUCAGGACACAGAGACACGGGACGCUUCUGGUGGGCUUCCUGGUUAUUUGGCUCCUCUGUCCUCCCUGUUGGCCGAUUCAGUGUCCACAGAUCAGAGGAAGAGGAAGCAGCAAACGGCGUCCACCUCGUCUAGGAGACCUGCCAAACGCUCUCGCAGAGACCAAUAUGCCAAGGGCCCGUUGCUGGGACGAGGCGGAUUCGGCUCUGUGUUUGCUGGGAUCCGCAGGUCUGAUGGACUGCCAGUGGCCAUCAAGUACGUGUCUAAAGAGCCGACGGACACCAGACUGAAAGUUGACGGUCAGGGUCGUCUGCCGCUGGAAGUGGCGUUGAUGACCCGCGUCUCUUCAGCUCCUGUCUGCCCCAGUGUCCUGCAGCUGCUGGACUGGUUUGACCAUCGCAGACGCUACGUCCUGAUCCUGGAGCGUCCAGCUCCUUGCCAAGAUCUCCAGAGUUUCUGUGAGGAGAACGGCUGUCUGGACGAGCCUCUGGCCAAGAAAGUGCUGGUGCAGCUGAUCGCGGCGCUGAAACACUGCGAGAGCCGCCGCGUCCUGCACCGAGACGUCAAGCCAGAGAACCUGCUGAUCUCCACAGACUCACACGACAUCAAGCUGCUGGACUUCGGCUGUGGAGAUCUGAUGAAGGACUCGGCCUACAGAUACUUUGCAGGCACUCCAGCUUUUGCUCCUCCUGAGUGGUUUCGGCAUCAUCGCUAUCAUGCCUCUCCACUGACAGUCUGGUCCAUCGGCGUGACUCUCUACAACAUCCUGUGCGACUGUUUCCCCUUCAGAGGCGCACAGAGGGUCACGUCCAAAAGCAGACUACACUUCCCGAGGAAGCUGUCGACAGGUUCUCCAGUUUUAUGUCUCGAUGAAACACCCCACAAUGGCAGCACAGAUUGAGGGACACUGUUUCCUGCAUGAUACAACGUGCUCAGUUUUCCUUGAUGGAGCCUCAGUGAGACACCUUAAAGUCAAAUAAGUCUUGUCAAGGCAGGAUUAAGACAAACUGCUAAUGGAACGGGACCAGGCUAGAAGAAAGAUCAGCGUUGGACCGAGGUGCUUUCGCAAUAAAACUUGUUUAUUUGCCUGUUUAAAACAAAGGAAAAUGUAUUAAACAAUUGACAAUAAGCAAUCAAACAUGUUA
Molecule: messenger RNA, 1553 nt
Organism: Danio rerio (zebrafish)
Lineage: Eukaryota; Metazoa; Chordata; Actinopteri; Cypriniformes; Danionidae
Source: RefSeq, a predicted model, not a curated record